AUGGGCAAAAUAUCCGCUAAAACACAUAAAUUCGUUCGAGGAAAUGCACAUCGUGAUCAUAAAUGUUUAUACUGGUCUACUCUGAAAGUAUUCAAGCAGCGUUUAACCAAAGAAUGUAAUGAAGAUUUACGUAUACAUACGGCCAAUUAUAUUCGUAACAAUGAAGAGAUCCAUCAUGCGAUUCUAUAUGGUGAUACUUCAUAUAGAACGGUUGAUGAAUAUUGUUCGGCAAUUGAACAAGGAACAUUAUGGGGUGGUGAUCCAGAACUUCAAGCUCUAUCUAAUAUAUAUAAUACAAUUAUUUAUUUAAUUUCGAUGAGAGAGGAUAAUGGGAAAAAAUCUGUAUGGUCCAAAAUUUAUGGUGAAAAUAAUUCAUUAGUAAAAACAUUUAUUUGUAUCUUGUAUGACGAACAACAACGACAUUAUGAUCCAUUGUAUGUGGUGAACAUCGAAAAUGAAAAUGAACAAGAAACAAUUUUCGAACGAAAUGAUGAUACAGUGAAAGAACUUCUUACAAAUUUUAUCCGUGAAGACCUGAAAUGUGAUGGCAAUGUUAGAUUAGAUUUUAUGACAAAUAUCGAUGUGAAUGAAGUAUCAUCUAUAGGGAAUGAUUUGAAUGAUGCUGCAAGAGUAUCGGAAUUGGUUCUUCAAAAUCAACCAACAAAACGAAAAUUAGAUGAACAUGAUACGAUUAACCUUGGUCAAGAUAAUGAAAGACAAUUACCAAUAGAGAUAUCCAAGGAAUAUUACGUUUCAAAUAAACGAAUAAAAUCUGCUGAAGAUGCUAGUGGUCAAAUUUUGAAACGUUGUGGUAAUGAUAUGAAUUCGAUAAAUAUUAAAGAACUUGCACAAACAGAUAUGUUUAAUGAUAUGACUAGUUCAUUGAUGCAUGAAAAAUCAACAACAGAAUGUUCAAAAAUUUCAAAUAAUGAACAUGAUAAAGAAAAAAAGGAUGAUAAGAAAGUAUUGGCUAAACAAAUGGAUGAUGAUGAUAAGAAAAUAUUGGCUAAACAAAUGGAUGAUGAUAAACAAAAUUAUGACAGUAAAUCAUCAAUUUAA
Rotaria sordida is the source of this 1059-nucleotide messenger RNA. NCBI's taxonomy places the organism in Eukaryota, Metazoa, Rotifera, Eurotatoria, Philodinida, Philodinidae. The record is from the annotation of a GenBank genome assembly.